CUUCCCUUUAUCCUGUUCCAUCACAGCCCAUGUUGAUUGACGAACUCUAUGACCUAGUGCUAGAUGCCAUCUUUGGCUUUAGCUUCAAGGGUGAUGUUCGGGAGCCAUUCUGCAGCAUCCUGAGCGUCCUGAAUGGACUCACCGUGCCUAUCACCAGCAUCGACAUUCCCUCAGGAUGGCGUGUGGAGAAGGGAAACCCUGGAGGUAUCCAACCAGACCUGCUCAUCUCCCUGACAGCACCCAAAAAGUCUGCAACUCAGUUUACUGGCCGCUACCACUACCUGGGGGGUCGUUUCGUGCCACCUGCUCUGGAAAAGAAGUACCAGCUGAACCUGCCAGCCUACCCUGACACUGAGUGUGUCUACCGUCUGCAGUGAGGGACCGUGGGUGGGCAUUCUUCCCAAUAACGCCUCAGUCCUCUC
This is a messenger RNA of Condylura cristata (star-nosed mole), 422 nucleotides long. Its product is annotated as NAD(P)H-hydrate epimerase-like. Gene Ontology annotation, molecular function: NAD(P)HX epimerase activity. Lineage: Eukaryota; Metazoa; Chordata; Mammalia; Eulipotyphla; Talpidae. Gene Ontology annotation, cellular component: mitochondrion. The transcript is spliced from 2 exons. Bases 30 to 377 code for a protein of 115 amino acids. The record is from RefSeq and is a predicted model, not a curated record.